Molecule: messenger RNA, 2021 nt
Organism: Beta vulgaris subsp. vulgaris (sugar beet)
Lineage: Eukaryota; Viridiplantae; Streptophyta; Magnoliopsida; Caryophyllales; Amaranthaceae
Product: probable GTP diphosphokinase CRSH, chloroplastic
Exons: 4
Coding region: 94-1827 (577 amino acids)
Biological process (GO): guanosine tetraphosphate metabolic process
Molecular function (GO): calcium ion binding
Source: RefSeq, a predicted model, not a curated record
AGUCCACAACACUAAUAACGAACAACAGCCACCAAUUGAGUGCUAUUAUCACACUCACCCAACUUUCCCCCCAUUUCUCUCACUCUCUCUUCAAUGGAGCUCCGAUCUAAUGACUUCACACUCCACUCAAUCCCUAAUUUCAAAACCCUAAUUCCAAUCUUCCACGCUUCAUCCACAUUUAUCCGCCGCCGGAAAUCCUCCGUCGCCGGAAUCCGAGCGUCGGCGACGAAGAAUAUUCCGGCAACGGUGUUAGAGCAGCCUGGUGGAAAGAUGGUGGUGGAGUUAGUCGGAGCUUUCAAUGAGUUGAGUGAGAGAAUGAACUACAAUGCUUUAUCAACAAGCUCAUCUCGCAUACUUUUUAAGGCUUUAAAAGUUUCCAUUCCCAUUUUGCAAACUCUCCCUCUCUCUCCUGAUGGAAGGUCACCUCUCUCUAAGGCUUUGUCUGUUGCUUUCCUCCUCGCCGAUCUUCAGAUAGAUGCAGAGGUAAUUGCAGCGGGCAUACUAAGGGAAGUUUGGGAGGCAGGUGCAAUCUCUAUACAUGAAGUGAGAGAUCGUAUAGGUACUGGUACUGCCCAUUUACUGCAUGAAAGCCUACGUGUGAAAAAAGCUCCAUUUCGGGCAGAGGUCGUGGAUGACGAUAAUGCUGCUGCAAUCAGGAAGUUUUUUCUGACAUAUUAUGAUAUCAGGGCUGUGGUCUUAGAUCUUGUCCUGAGACUAGAUAUGAUGAGACAUCUGGAUUACCUUCCUAGAUAUCAGCAACAGAUUAUUUCUCUUGAAGUUAUGAAGAUUCACGCUCCUCUAGCUCAUGCCGUGGGCACAUACUUCUUAUCACUGGAGCUAGAGGAUCUAUCUUUCAGAUAUUUGUUUCCUUCAUCUUACCUCUAUGUUGAUACAUGGUUGAAGAACAAUGAAGAGGGUAGCAAGAAUUUAAUAGACAUUUGUAGGGAGCACUUAUUUGAGUCUUUGAGUAUGGAUCCAUCUUUGCAGAAUAUGGUUGAUAAUAUUUCAGUCAAAGGUCGAUAUAAAAGCCGUUAUAGCACCAUGAAGAAGCUUUUAAGAGAUGGCCGUAAACCUGAGGAGGUACAUGACAUCAUGGGUUUGAGAGUAGUUUUGAAGCCCAAGCCUGGUGUUGAUAUGUCAGAAGUAGGAGAGAAGGCAUGUUAUAGGGCUCAAGAAAUUGUCCAGUCUUUAUGGAAAGACAUGCCUCACAGAACAAAAGACUAUAUAGCUAAACCAAAAGCAAAUGGGUACAAGAGCUUACACAUGACUGUUUCUGUAAGCGAUGAUGGGAAUACUGUACCACUUAUGGAAAUACAGAUACGGACUAAAGAGAUGGAUAUGUUAGCAGCUGGUGGCACAGCAUCCCAUUCAUUGUACAAAAGUGGGCUUACAGAUCCAGAUGAGGCAAAACGGCUCAAAGCCAUUAUGGUGGCUGCGGCAGAGUUGGCAGCUUUGCGUCUUAAGGAUCUUCCCUCUGUGUACCAUAAUAACUCUGAGAUUCGUCAGAAAGAUAGAGUAUUUUUCCUACUGGACAAAAAUGGUGAUGGUAGGAUUAGCAUCGAGGAACUAACGGAAGUGAUGGAAGAACUGGGUGGACAACGGGAAGAUGCACAAGAGAUGAUGCAGCUUCUUGAUUCAAACAGCGAUGGUUCCCUGAGUUCUGACGAAUUUGAUUCAUUCCAGAAACAGGUUGAACUGAUGCGCAAUAUAGAUGAUAGAGAUGAACAAUAUAAAUCUAUGCUCGAGGAGAAGCUUCCCAUGGCUGAUGAAAGUGGCUUAAUUCAGAUAUACAGGAAGGAGCUUUGCAAUGGGGUUGCGAUGAAUUAGUGAGCGUAGCUUAAGUUUGGACCCACGUAAAUUUUUUUGUACAGUCGCAGAUUUGACAACGAAAGUAAUGUAAAUACCUACUACAUAGCAUAUGAAGCUGCUGUAAAUACUGUAAGUUUGUGUAUAUGAAGGUUCUCAUUUUUCCUAAGGAAAUCUUCUUCUUCUAUGGUCUCUUAGGCCAUCUAUUUUCAUUA